UAGGGCAACGUGAUGGUGGAGCCCUAAUUUUCGAGCGAUGGAUCCGGCAGUGCUCGACGAUUUGAUCGGGCGGCUGCUCGAGGUGCGCAGUGGCCGCCCGGGGAAGCAGGUCCAGCUCUUGGAAUCGGAGGUGCGGCAGCUUUGUGUAGUCUCCAAGGACAUCUUCAUGUCGCAGCCCAAUCUUCUGGAGCUCGAGGCGCCCAUCAAAAUCUGUGGUGACAUCCACGGCCAGUACUCGGAUCUCUUGAGACUGUUUGAGUAUGGUGGCUUUCCUCCCGAGGCCAACUACUUGUUCCUGGGUGACUAUGUUGAUCGUGGGAAGCAGAGCUUAGAGACGAUAUGCCUGCUUCUGGCCUAUAAGAUCAAAUACCCGGAGAACUUCUUCCUGCUCAGGGGUAAUCACGAAUGCGCCUCCAUCAAUCGUAUAUAUGGCUUUUAUGACGAAUGCAAGCGCAGGUUCAACAUUAAGCUAUGGAAGAUUUUUACAGAUUGCUUCAAUUGCCUCCCGGUGGCUGCUCUCAUCGACGAGAAAAUCCUGUGCAUGCACGGUGGCCUCUCUCCCCACAUGAAGACCUUGGAUCAGAUCAAGAGAAUCCCCAGGCCCACCGACGUACCAGAUUCCGGUCUCUUGUGUGAUCUUCUAUGGUCCGACCCCGACAAAGGUGUUGAUGGCUGGGGUCAGAAUGAUCGAGGUGUCUCAUUUACAUUUGGUAGCAACGCGGUUGCGGAGUUUCUUCAAAAACAGGACCUCGAUCUCAUUUGUCGAGCUCAUCAGGUGGUGGAAGACGGAUACGAGUUUUUCGCCAACAGACAACUUGUGACGAUAUUUUCGGCACCCAACUAUUGUGGGGAGUUCGACAAUUCAGGCGCUAUGAUGAGCGUUGACGACACACUAAUGUGCUCGUUUCAGAUACUUAAGCCAGCGGAGAAGAAGCCUAAGAUGUCAACUGGCCAUCCCAAUCUAACUAGACCAGGAACUCCACCUCGCGGAUUAAAGCAGGCAAGAGUGUGAGUUUGAGAUUAGGAAACGGGGAUUGCGCCAUCCUCAAUAAAAGACGUCGCGUUAUUACUUGGUCGUGAUCAGUUAAGCGAGAGGGAAGUUACUGUACAGCAGCUUUGCGUAGCGGCACUGGUGGUCACUGCUGGUGGUGCUGCUGGUGGGAAUCCAAUGAAUGACAGAACAGUGCUUGAUUUGUAUGUUUGUUUUUUUCUUUUUAUCUGCAGUUUUCUCGA
Molecule: messenger RNA, 1233 nt
Organism: Selaginella moellendorffii
Lineage: Eukaryota; Viridiplantae; Streptophyta; Lycopodiopsida; Selaginellales; Selaginellaceae
Product: serine/threonine-protein phosphatase PP1
Exons: 4
Coding region: 38-1012 (324 amino acids)
Cellular component (GO): nucleus; cytoplasm
Molecular function (GO): protein serine/threonine phosphatase activity
Source: RefSeq, a predicted model, not a curated record